Messenger RNA from Lagenorhynchus albirostris (white-beaked dolphin), 1619 nucleotides. RefSeq names its product CD74 molecule (gene CD74). Gene Ontology annotation, biological process: negative regulation of intrinsic apoptotic signaling pathway in response to DNA damage by p53 class mediator; protein trimerization; immune response. Gene Ontology annotation, molecular function: cytokine receptor activity; macrophage migration inhibitory factor binding; MHC class II protein binding. Gene Ontology annotation, cellular component: cell surface; membrane; cytoplasm. The record is from RefSeq and is a predicted model, not a curated record. The transcript is spliced from 9 exons. NCBI's taxonomy places the organism in Eukaryota, Metazoa, Chordata, Mammalia, Artiodactyla, Delphinidae. The coding region runs from base 173 to 1009 and encodes 278 amino acids.
CCAGCUUUGUGGCUUUCACUUCCACUUCUACUAGGUGGGCGGAGUGCCCUCCUGUGGACGAAUCAGAUUCCUUCUCAGCCCCAACUUCAAGAGGUGAGCCAGGGGCUCAGCGUCCUAGACAGGCAGGAGGCAGCAGCAGCAGCAGGAGUGGGGAAGACCAGAGGCCGGAACCAUGGAAGACCAACGCGACCUCAUCUCCAACCAUGAGCAGGUGCCCAUGCUGGGCCAGCGCCCCGGAGCCCAGGAGAGCAAGUGCAGCCGUGGAGCCCUGUACACAGGCUUUUCCAUCCUGGUGGCUUUGCUCCUGGCUGGCCAGGCUACCACCGCCUACUUCCUGUACCAGCAGCAGGGCCGCCUGGACAAGCUGACAGUCACCUCGCAGAACCUGCAGCUGGAGAACCUGCGCAUGAAGCUUCCCAAGUCCGCCAAGCCUCUGACCAAGAUGCAGCUCAGCGCCCCGAUGCUGUUGCAGGACCUGCCCAUGGAAGGCCCGGAGCCCAUGCAGAACGCCACCAAGUAUGGCAACAUGACGCAGGACCAUGUGAUGCGGCUGCUCCUGAAGUCUGACCCCCUGAAGGUGUACCCGCAGCUGAAGGGGAGCUUCCCAGAAAACCUGAAACACCUUAAGGACACCAUGGAUGGCAUGAACUGGAAGCUCUUUGAGAGCUGGAUGCAUCAGUGGCUUUUGUUUGAAAUGAGCAAGAUCUCGCUGGAGGAGAAGCCUUUUGAAGUUCCACCAAAAGUACUGACCAAGUGCCAGAAAGAGGUCAGCCGCAUCCCUGACAUCCACCCGGGCAUGUUCAGGCCCAAGUGCGACGAGAAUGGCAACUAUAUGCCGCUCCAGUGCUAUGGGAGCAUCGGCUACUGCUGGUGCGUCUUCCCCAACGGCACCGAGGUCCCCCACACCAGGAGCCGUGGGCACCAUAACUGCAGCGACCCACUGGAAAUGGAGGAUCUGUCGUCUGGGCUGGGCAUGUCCAAGCAAGAUCUCGGUCAGGUCAUCCUGUGAGCACAGCAGACGCAGACGCCAGCACUCAGCCAGCCCUGCAUGGCCACAGCUUCCCUGGCCCCCUACCCUAGCCCCUCUCCCUCCUUUACACACCCCUCCCCUUGCCAUCUCCUACCCUGCACCUCAUUCUAUGAGACUCUGGCGCCUGGCUCUCCAUCAUCCUUGGACACAUCAAAUCAUCAGAACGGCACAGAUUAACAAUGCAGAAGGGCCCUGCUGCUCAAAACACCAUCCACUAGCAGGGACAUAAGGCCCGGGGAGAUGGACCAUGAACCAGGCUGACCCCCACUUCUGACACCACAUGGUGCUCCAAGAUCUAGGCCCAUGGAAGAGGUGGGCAGGUAUAGGGAGAAGGGAUGGCACUGACCCAAGCCCCAGGACUGACACCUCUGCUGUCCCCUCCCCCAUUGGCCUCAGCCUUCCAGCCCAUUUAACUGGGGGGGAGGAGCCGCCCUUUCCCUCUCCCCAGCAUCACCCACCCAGGAAGAACCAGCCUCUCCACCCGCAGCCCCUCCUUUCUACCAACCCCCAGUUCCGUCUGCGCAGCCAAGCUUGUCAUCGGCCCUCAGGGCCACGGUGCCUGUGAGAAUAAAAGGUAGUGAGUAGAACA